Acanthisitta chloris (rifleman) is the source of this 1239-nucleotide messenger RNA. It is a transcript of the gene SUPT7L, whose product is annotated as suppressor of Ty 7 (S. cerevisiae)-like. The transcript has 4 exons. Gene Ontology annotation, cellular component: SAGA complex. Gene Ontology annotation, molecular function: protein heterodimerization activity; transcription coactivator activity. The coding region runs from base 1 to 1239 and encodes 412 amino acids. The record is from RefSeq and is a predicted model, not a curated record. NCBI's taxonomy places the organism in Eukaryota, Metazoa, Chordata, Aves, Passeriformes, Acanthisittidae.
AUGCUGCGGUACUGGGGUGAGAUCCCGGUGUCCUCUAGCCAGGCCAACCGCAGCUCCUUUGACCUGCUGCAGCGUGAGUUUCGUACUGUGGAAGUCCAGGACCCUCCGCUGCACCAGCCAUCUGCAAACAAACCCCGGCCAACCACCAUGUUAGACAUCCCCUCCGAGCCCUGCAGCCUCACCAUCCACACCAUCCAGCUCAUCCAGCACAACCGGCGGCUGCGCAGCCUCAUCGCCAUGGCUCAGGCUCAGAACCAGCAGCAAGCAGAGGGCAUAAAAACUGAAGAGAAUGAACCUUUGCCAUCUUGUCCGGCCUCUCCGCCUCUCCCUGAUGACCUGCUUCCUCUGGAUAGCAAAACCCCCAAAAUGCCAUUUCAGUUGAGGCACAGUGACCCAGAGAGUGAUUUCUACAGAGGAAAAGGGGAGCCAGUGACUGAGCUGAGUUGGUCCUCCUGCCGGCAACUUCUCUACCAGUCAAUGGCCACCAUCCUGGCUCACACAGGCUUUGAGUGUGCCAAUGAGAGUGUCCUGGAGACCCUGACAGACAUUGCCCACGAGUACUGCUUGAAGUUCACCAAACUGCUGCGCUUUGCUGUGGAUAGAGAAGCUCGGCUUGGGCACACUCCUUUCCCUGAUGUCAUGGAACAGGUCUUCCAUGAGGUGGGCAUUGGCAGUGUGCUCUCGCUGCAGAAGUUCUGGCAACACCGGAUUAAGGAUUAUCACAGCUACAUGCUUCAGGUUAGCAAGCAGCUCUCUGAAGAAUACGAGAAGAUUGUCAACCCUGAAAAGGCAGCAGAAGACACAAAGCCUGUGAAGAUUAAGGAGGAACCUGUUAGUGAUAUUACUUUCCCCAUAAGUGAGGAGCUGGAAGGAGAUCUGGCAUCUGGUGACCAGUCUUUGCCUGUUGGAGUCCUUGGAGCUCAGAGUGAGCGCUUCUCUACCAACUUGGAAGUAGAAGCUUCCCCGCAGACUUCAGGGGCUGAGGUGAAUGCUUCCCCACUCUGGAACUUGGCACAGGUGAAAAUGGAACCACAGGAAAACGAGGAGGCCAAUGUACAUGGCCACGGGGUCCUAGGCAGUGAUGUCUUUGAGGAACCAAUGUCAGGCAUGAGUGAAGCCGGGAUGCCACAGAGCCCCAAUGGCUCUGAGAGCAGCUACGGUUCUCAUUCUGCUGACAGUCUCAUGGGAUCCUCACCUGUCUUCAACCAACGCUGCAAGAAAAAGUUGAAGAAGAUGUGA